UUCCUGUUUCCUUUCUCAUAUGGAUUGCAUCUAACAUAAGUCAUAGAACCCCAUCCAGGUUGCUAUCGUUUAGGAGAAAUGUCGUCGAUGAUUACCGCUGACACUCUCCGGCGUUGCACAUUGCAUCAACUCCCCGUUGAGCUUGUCGUACAUAUCAUGAAGGCAUCGCCUAGCCUGUCGGCACUAUGGAGCUUCAUCAACACCAGCGCCCGCUUGGCUACUAUCUUCGAUGGCUGUGCUCUUGAAGUUACUGAGAACGUUCUGCGAUGCACUGUUCCUGAACAGACUCAGGUUUUGCUCUACGCUGUGUUUCAACUUCGCUUGUCUCUUCAUCCGCCCAGUUUGCAUGCCGCCAGGGAAUUGCGUGAGGUGAACCUCAGCAGCCUCCAGGAUCGUCUCCUAGCUACACCAAUCACCACGUCGGAAAUUCCACGAAGCUUUGUUUUUCUGGCUCAUAAGAUACAUGUCCUGGCCCACGAAUGUAUCGAGCACUAUAUCAGGGUUUGCAUGACAAUGAAUCCUUCUUGCCUAGACGACCCAACAUUCAAGGGCUAUUGGUACUUAAAGCUGAGACAACCCAAAGGCCGGCUCUACCAGCCUAAGGACUCUGGUCCCCCCUCAUGGGCUGAGGAACAGCUUGUUCUAUUGAACAUGUGGCGACUGCAAUAUUACUUUGAUAUGAAAGCAGCGUGUGAUGUCGGCCAACUUGGAUGGUCUACAGCCGAUCAAGAAGAGCUAAAAUCAUUGGAUCUUCCCGAGUUUUACCACAUGAGUCCUGCUGGGUCCGGGCAUUACAUAACCGAGCAACUCAUGACAGUUUACGCGUACGUGCACGGAGUUCGAACCCCUGAACAGGAUGCGACGCUUCCACUUCGCUUACCAUCGCCAAAUACACGUAGUCGAUUCGACCUCGGGUGUUUCCCUGAGCCAAAGCGAAACCAGCCAGACGGGAAAGCACUUAUAAUCGAUUUCAGACCAGACAGCUGGAUAUUUGCGUGGAUGAUGUCCCGUAAUCUCAAAACCUCGCCGUUAUGCGGCUUUGGUCCACAACACUUCCGGAGGUUCGGUUUCACCCUCUGGGAAGAUAGCCGAAUGACUGAUUUGGGUCUUCUUCCACCUCGGAGCCACUUCUUUUCUUACGAGUAUUACUUCAAAUGGCGCAGCAUCCUAAGUGAUGAAGAGUGCGACCCGGCCAAUAGAGAUAACUGGUGACAGCUAAGUAGAAUUUGAAGGAGGAAAACAUGAUUGGCAGCAAACUAGAUAGGGUACAAUGAAUUCUUGAUUAUACUA
Molecule: messenger RNA, 1290 nt
Organism: Xylaria bambusicola
Lineage: Eukaryota; Fungi; Ascomycota; Sordariomycetes; Xylariales; Xylariaceae
Exons: 1
Coding region: 79-1212 (377 amino acids)
Source: RefSeq, a predicted model, not a curated record